CAAUCAGUCCGAAACAGGUGUUUGGCUUUGUUGUUUUUUUCGUAAAUUCAUAUGAAAACUCUCAAGAAAACAAAUUUGUGUUAGUCAUGGAGACCAGAUCCAAGGCAAGCCGCCAACAUCGAUCGUUGAUCGAGAAACUUCCAGAUGAGGUGUUGGUGGAAAUUUUCAAGUAUUUGGAUUCGUGGAGCAUUCGUCGCUGUUCAGAAGUUUGUUUGGCGUUCUUUCACUUGACUUUGCGUCCAGAAUUCAGAAAAUUCUUUAAGUUGACGAUUUCAGAAGAUUAUUUGGCUUCCAAUUGUGGAAUCGGAGAGUUGUUUGCACCCGAAAGACGCACAAUUCGAACUUUUGAUCAUCUCACAUUGGAAAACGCAAGUUUCAAGACACUUCCAUUUGCCAAAAACUUUUUCAAAAGACUAGGAGAAGAAAUUCGGAAAAUACAGAUUUCUGAAAGUUUUUUCUCUCCAGUAAUUUUUCAAGAGGAAACAAAGGCGCUUGAAGAAAAUUUGCGUGAGAAUAUUCUGAUAAAUUUCCCAAAUUUAGAAGAGUUAAGUGUGGAUUUAAACCAAACUCUUGAAAAAAUCCAACACUUUCCGCCGACAUUGAAAACAAUUUCUGUCAACAGAACGAUUUAUUGGGAGAAUCAAAAGAAUUAUAAGGAAUUUUUGGCGGUCCAAAAGGGAUUGUCUCAUCUGGAACAACUUAAAUUUGCAUUUUUGGGUAGAAAAUUGAACUUCCGGGCACACAGAAUAGAGAUUUACGAACAUUUGGAAAUGUCAGAUGCAGUAAACAGCAUCAAUAACAUCAGUCUAAGUUGGGACUUACAAAUAAAUUGCAAUCUUCUUGAGCAUUCAAUCAUCGAACCAAGUUGCAUUACCGGAUUUUAUAUUUUCGAAAACUUUAAUUUUCCAUACCGUCCAUUGAAAAAAUUUCCCAAUUUGGAGGAAGUUUCAUUACUUUUACCCGCAGAUGAUCCGUGCCUUGGUGAACAUCACGAAACUUUAGAUUUGUCGCAUGUUAGAAAGUUAGAUGUGACUUCUGCACGUAAAACAAAAUGUGAUAUUUGCAUUUUGCAAAUGAUAUCGUCCUUCUCAGGCUUAACUAAACUAUCGUUUCAUGGAAACUUGACAGAACAUCAAGUUCGUUUGAUAUUUAAUGACCUGCCGAAACUGCAAAAUUUUGAAUUAGUCGGGCGCAUUCCAAAAAAUAUCUUCGAUUCAUCUAAAUUCAAUUCACAUUCAAUUGAAAAAUUGAAAAAUCUGCAGGAAUUGUUCAUCAUUGACGUUACUUCGUUUUCAGAAACAGCUCUUUCGAACGAUUGUCUUCUGAAAUUUGCUUUUUUACCAAAUCUCAAGUCUUUGCGACUUAGCGGCAGUAAUGAAAAUGAUGAAUUUGAGAUCGAUGGAAUCCGGAAUUUGGUUCGACAAUGUCCGAACCUAUCCAGCUUUUGCUCGACAGACGAUGCAUUUACUGGUGAAAUGGUUCGAGAAAUGUUGAGUGGAUGGUGUCAGUUGGAUACUUUGAUGUUGCGAAAUAUUGUCUUUGACCAGGAAACUUGGAACUUCGCAAAGGCCAAUUGUCGAUUCUUGAGAUAUUUGUCUGUAUCUGGUGGAUAUUUACAAAGACGGUCAAUUUUUAAAAAUAUUCCUUGUUUAAAAGUCAUGAAAAUUAACGGGACAUUUUACUCUCGUGCUGAAUAUGAUCAUCAAGAUGGCAAGCCCAACUCAGAAACUGGAUCUUGGACUCUUCAAUAUUCUGCUGCUGCUUACAAAUUUAUUUCUCGAGAAGAUGAAGAUUUUGGAUAUUUAAGAACAGACAGUGAAUUUUCAGAGGACGAAUAUUCAACGGAUGAAGAAGAAUAAAGAAGACAAAAGUUAAAAAAUCACCGCGAUUAAUUUCAACCCAAACAUUUUCUAAUAGAAUAUAUAUUUAUUUUUUUUUUGCCAUUAAAACUGUAGAUAA
Molecule: messenger RNA, 1959 nt
Organism: Culicoides brevitarsis
Lineage: Eukaryota; Metazoa; Arthropoda; Insecta; Diptera; Ceratopogonidae
Exons: 4
Coding region: 87-1859 (590 amino acids)
Molecular function (GO): protein binding
Source: RefSeq, a predicted model, not a curated record